Molecule: messenger RNA, 691 nt
Organism: Tricharina praecox
Lineage: Eukaryota; Fungi; Ascomycota; Pezizomycetes; Pezizales; Pyronemataceae
Exons: 1
Source: RefSeq, a predicted model, not a curated record
AAGAAGAAGAAGAAGAAGAAGAAGUAGAAGGGUAUUGUCUGCUAGUUAGUACUGGUAUGUAGUUCCGUGAGUCCGUCCACAUGGUGUUGAACCGCUUGUUUCGUUGGGCGUGGCUGUGGGCUAAAACGGACGGCGCUCACAGCGAAGUUUGGAGAGUCGAGACACAGCGUUCUAGGUCUCAGAGAUACAUGAGCAUUGAGCACCGCUCCUCCCUGGACCGGGACCCCCCCAAAGUUCAAACCCCCCUCCCCCCCCUCCCAACCCAAGCGUGCUUCUGCUGCUCUUCUACUGCACUCGGUAAAACCGCUCGCCCGCCGCUACGCCGCUUCCUGACAACUCGAUCCGGCCCGGGGGCAGAUACGGAGUGGAUGGACGAGACUGACAUCCUCUAGUAUUUCCAAAUUCUGGGGAGCGGGGACGAUACUAAAGGACGGCUCCCCUUCUUCUUCCCCACCUUUGUUUGCUCUCCCCCUCCCGCCUCGCACUCCGCUGUUCCUGCUGUCAACGCUUCAUCUACAAAGUCCUGCGGGCUCAGGCAUCGUCAACCAAUCAACCCCUAACCACCACCACUAUCAUCACCGCCACCACAACCACCACCACCACCACCACCACCACCACCACCACCACCACAAUUACCUCCACCACCACCACCUCCACCUCCACCACUACCCACGAUCCACUCCAAGCCGGA